AAUCAGGAUUUUUUUUAGGUACUAUAAUAUUAAUUUCUGUCAAUAUUUUUUGACUAAUAAAUGAUAACAUGUGCUAGUUUGAUAACAUCUGUUAACCCUGAGGGCUAGUCUGUGUAACUACUAAUUAGAAAGAAUAUUACGAUUUAUGGGGAACUCAGAAUUUUUGCCACCGACUCACUGAGGACCAUCAUUAAGGAAUAAAAUUAAGCUGCACGCUUUUAUCAAUAAUCGAGAUGUGAUAAUUGAGUGCUGGAGAUUCUCAUUGUAUCAAUUUCCAAAACCUUAAUUAAUCAAAUCUCUUAGAUUUCAAUUCAUGCUCUGCAAUUUUAAUUGUCAUUAACACGGAUGGAUUCUUGCUUGCAUGUGAGAGAGAAUCACAGUCACAUUUGAUUUGAGAGCUUAUAAAGUAUUGUGUUUAGAGGUGGUUUCUGGUUUGUACUUUGUAGAGAUUGACAAAAAAAUCGAUAAUUAUGGACAUCCUUUUGAAUUUGAUUUGAUUGGGAGGAGUAAAACCCGAAUACAGUAAAAAAAUUUAGGUUGUAUCGGUAAAAUUCAAACCCGAAUAUGACAGAUAAUGAGUGGAUAUGGUUUUCUCACCAUUUAAUUCGACCCCGGAUUAUACAUGCAUAUACAAUAUUUUGUAUAAAUCAUUAUUUUUAAUUUAACCAAUUCCGUACUUCUUGCAUAUUUCUAGCAUCUCAUGAACUAGGAUUCCUUUUUCUGUUAUUUCUCUUAGUAUAAUCAUAAUUUUUAAUUUAACAAAUUCCAUACUUCUUGUAUAUUUCUAGCAUCUCAUGAACUAGGAUUCCUUUUUCUGUUAUUUCUCUUAGUAUCAGUGAUUUGUCAUUUAUAAAUUUUCACUUCUAUAAUAUUAGUAUACUUGUUUCUAGUAACACAAUAGUCAAAAAGAUAAAGAAAAAUUACUAUCCAUGGAUACCAGGAAUCCGACCAGGAUGGACCUAAUUUUAAUUUACUAUCCAUGGAUUGGAUACGUAUAGGUAUGGGUAUGGGUAUGGAAAAAAAACUAAACUAGUUAGGGUAGGAUAAUAGAUAGUCACUGUCUAUCCUUUAUCCGACCCGUUGCCAUCCAUAGUGGUUUGCUUGUAGGAUUUGGUUGAUGGAUUUGCCACCCAAAUUGCCAGUAAGAUAAUCUCCCGGGGCAUUGCUAGACAACAAAAAUACAUAGCAUAUAAUAAUAAAAAAUAAUAUUUGUAUGCAACCAGAAUACUGAUGAAAGAGCAUACUUUGCCAUAAGAUGGACAACUUAGUGAAAGCACCGAGUAACAAAAAGACACGAAACUUACUCAGAUAGUGAGAAAGAGAAAGCACUUCCCCAUGAAUACCCCGUCUGAGAGUGAUAAACCAUUAUGAUUGCUUUCAAAUGUGUUGUGAUAUAUCAGUCGGGGCAAGCACUAUCAAAUGCAAGGUGUUUAGCAUAGUUUAAAUUUCGGGGACGAAAUUUUUACAAGGGUGGAGGAAAUGUUACACCCUGAUCUUGCCAAAAGUCAAAAUGACUAUCAUACCAUCGGGAAAAUUUGUCAAAUUUCAUCGUAAUAUCGAUGAGGACUAAAAAUGCGAACUCUCGGUUCAACGACAUAAAUCGAGUAAGCUACGGGCGAUAGUUGAGUGUCGGGUUAAACUCACCCGUGAUUUACGAAAUGCCAAAAAUACCCCUCUGAGCUAAUUAAAAGUUAAGCCAAACCUAAUCUGAUUCCCCACUCGGCUUCAUGAGAGCCGAAGUGGCCGCCCAAACUCUUCCUCCCCAUCCCCACGUAACCGUUCGCUCAGAUUCUCUCUUCCACUACGACACCUGUGUGCUUAAGAAAGUAGGAGGGCAGGUCGAGAGGGAAUCAGGAUGGGGGCCGAUUGUGGUGGACGGUCAUCUCGUGCCUCGCCGGACUCAUCACGGAGCCUCGAUUAAUCUCUCGACACACUUCUCUACUAUGACAGCUGCCUGCUUAAGCAAGCGGGACAAGGACAAGGAGGCGAUUGAGUAGCGGGUCAGGGAGGUCGAGAUGGGCGACCAUUAUUGCGUUCACACCUGUUUAGGAGGGGCGGAACACGGAGUCGAUUGAGCGAGCGGAUAGUGGGAGAGGAUCAAUUUGAUCGAGCAGUGCCAAAUCCAAAACGUGUCCCCUCUCUAUAUAUUCCACCAAGAAAUCACAAUUGUUACCGGCAACCACACCUGGGAAGUAGCGGCGGCCAGUACAGGGAACCAGAAAAUGAAGGCGAAUGGUUUCGGGUAGGUUACCUACACUACCCGCAUUUAGUUAGUUCGUAGAGGAAUAACAAGUGAAAUGGUUAAGUGAAUAUGUACAUAUGUGGGAGGAGCUUUAACAUGGCUUGGGCAAUUUGUUGUGGUUGAUUUUUGACGAUUGAGACGAAUGGAGUUGAUGGGGGAGCAACGUCGAUUAAAUGCUAAGUUGUUCCAUGACACCUUUUGGAAUACCUAGUUCAUGAAGCCGAUGGAUUUUAACUAUAUAGUCAGGUGAAUGUAAAUGGGGUAAAUUCUACGCAUUACGUAUUCUUUCAAGUAUUAGAGUUUUCAGUAUUUUUGUGAAUUGUUGCUAUGGUUGUUUAUGCUCAUGAUUGAUGAUAUGUGCUUGUUUGAGUCGUGGUUUAUAGUGAAUGUGUGAUGUUUGCUUUAAAGCUUUACGUUUAUGAGUGAUUGUUAAAGUUAAGAACAAGUCCUUUUGUUUUAAGAAGUACUUCACCUUCAAGAAGGUGAAGUCGUUUUAAGUGUUUUUAGUCGCUAGCGCCAGUCCGUUGCCAUUUGAGAGUUUCAGAUAGAGCAGCAGUUAUUCUCUUGAGAUCUUUGAGACAUAGCAGCAGUUAUGCUCUUGAAAUUUUUAAGAUGAGCAGUAGUUAUGCUCUUGAGAAUAGUGGAAGAAGAGCCUUCGACGAUAAGUUUAAGUUUAAGGAAAGCCUUGAUGACUUCUCAUACGUAUGAGUUGGCAACCAGACUAGCUAGUGAGGGAUCCCCAUGUCAGUCAAGUAUUUAAGUCGAGUUUUGCGCUUUAAGAAUGGAGAGUAACAGUAACUCCCAUACAGUUUUAAGAGUUAGGAGUAUUAAGAGUGGAAGUACGAACAACUCUCACUAGUUUAAGUUAUGUAUCUGAAGUAAAAUACUCAAGUACUAGAUUUUUAAAACGUAAGGGCGUAGAAUGACCCAUCUCACUCACCAGUUUGAAGAGCUAGAGGAGCAGUUAGUGAGCAGCGAGUUCGAGGGCAGCCAGCUAGAGGAGAGCAGUAUAAGCGUAGCGGAGGAUGCUUAGUCAAGGUUUUCAGUAGCAACAACAUUAGAGAUUAUUAGUUAUUUACAUUAUGGUUAUGAGUGUAGACUGAAGAUCAUUUUGAGAUUUUAAGUAUUGAGUUUGCCCAUGUGUUAGGGCGUUGCUUUGAACUACAAGUGUGUGUUUUCAGUAUUUUAUUUAGUAAAAUUUCUCCCGCUGCAAUUUAAUAUUUGAGUAUUUUAUUUAUCAAGGAAGUUUUAGUAAAAGUAGUACCCGUCU
This is a messenger RNA of Linum trigynum, 3512 nucleotides long. Lineage: Eukaryota; Viridiplantae; Streptophyta; Magnoliopsida; Malpighiales; Linaceae. The record is from the annotation of a GenBank genome assembly.